CAAUAUAUAAAUAUCUGUCCUAUGGAGUUUAAAAGAACACCCAAUCCUAAUAUUACUACUAACCAUAUUGCAGAAAAUAACUUAUUAUUUCUAAUUCAAGAGCAAUAUACUGAAAGUAACUUACCAAUCACUGCCACCUUUAGAAAAAUGACUAUAGAAGUUGCUGCUACUAUUAGACUACCAACUCAUAAGAACAACUUGGUCUGUGUAGAUAUGUUUUACAGACAAGAAGAUAAAGUCCCUUUGGA
Molecule: messenger RNA, 248 nt
Organism: Racocetra persica
Lineage: Eukaryota; Fungi; Glomeromycota; Glomeromycetes; Diversisporales; Gigasporaceae
Source: the annotation of a GenBank genome assembly